Girardinichthys multiradiatus is the source of this 2160-nucleotide messenger RNA. RefSeq lists its product as uncharacterized. The transcript has 2 exons. The coding region runs from base 14 to 883 and encodes 289 amino acids. Lineage: Eukaryota; Metazoa; Chordata; Actinopteri; Cyprinodontiformes; Goodeidae. Gene Ontology annotation, molecular function: RNA-DNA hybrid ribonuclease activity; nucleic acid binding. The record is from RefSeq and is a predicted model, not a curated record.
AGAAUGGUAUUUAAUGUCAGAUGAAGCUGUUCCUCAUAUUUCUCUUUCUUUGCAUCCUGAGCAUCAAGCUAAGGAAUUGGGAGGAGUGGUAAAGCACUCUCUGGCAGCUGGGGACUGGCAGGACACCCCAGUCACCAACAUAAGCUCUGAGACAACACAGGCUCAGCAAAAUCUUGGAGGCACCAACAUAACCUACACUCACGAGGGAAUCAACAUGGCGGAUGGAAUAACACAGGAGGAACCACAUCAAUGUGAAGAGCUGGUUAGCAGGACAGAAAAGGUAAGACCAGAUUUAGAAACCAGCCCUCUUGAGGGACCACAGGUGAGACAGCUGUUCACAGAUGGUUGUUGUUUCAGGCAUGAUGCUGAAGGACUGAAGGCUGCUUAUGCUAUAGUGGAACAGACAGAAUCAGGACUGGUAACAGUGGAAGCAAAAAGGUUGGAAGGACCCCAAUCAGCACAGAGAGCAGAAGUUAUGGCAGUAAUAGCAGCACUCAGACUGACAGAGGGGCAGGAAGUGAACGUGUCCACAGACUCAGCUUACUCAGCAGGAGCCGUUCAUCUGGAACUCUGUCAGUGGUUGAGAGCAAGAUUUUUGACAGCUGGAAGGAAACCUAUAAAACAUGAAGCAGAAAUGAAAGAGCUAGCAGAAGCCUUGUUGUUACCAGCAAAAGUAGCAGUGAUCAAAUGUAAAGGACAUGACAGCAGUGAUUCAGAAGUAGCAAGAGGGAAUUGGGCUGCUGAUCAUUCUGCCAAGAUAACAGCAGGUUAUAUUGCUCAGAUGAUGAUGGAGGCUGAAGAGGAGGAAGUGAGAGAACAAUUGACCUUAGAGAGAGUAGUGGAGCUGCAAAGCAGAGCAGCCCCUGAGGAGAAGAACAUGUAGAGGAUGAGAAGAGCUGCAGAGCAGUCAGGAUGUUGGAGAGGACCAGAUGGUAGGAUGGUGUUCCCUCCUGGACUUAAACAGAAACUUUUUUCUGAGGCACAUGGAGUAGGAUACGUUGGAAUUAAACAGAUGCUGGAGAAUCUGAAGGAGUGGUGGCAUCCUUUUAUGACAGACAUGGUGAAACACUUUGUGAAAUGCUGUACAGUGUGUGGGCAAUUCAACCCAAAGAAAACUUUGACACCGUUGCAGGGAAAAUUUCCUUUAAUCACAAGGCCAGGAAAGGAAAUAAUUAUUGACUAUACAGACAUGGUGCAGUCAGUAAGAGGUUUCAGAUAUCUGCUUGUGUGUGUGGAUGCUUUCACAGGAUGGCCAGAAGCAUGGCCAGCAAAAAGGAAGAUAGCAAAAGUGUGGUUAAAUGUCUCAUUAAUCAUUACAUUCCCAGACACGGGUUUCCUGAAAAGAUAAGGACUGACAAUGGAACCCAUUUUAAGAACCAGGAGCUGCAACAAGUGGAGUCCAGUUUGGGGCUGAAACACAGGUGUUCAGUGAACUCAACCACAGGAUACACUCCAUACGAGCUGGAAACCGGAAGGAGUUUUCCGGGACAACAAGGAGCAGUUCUGACAUCUACAGGUGAUAUACAGAAUCUGUCACACAAAGUCUAUUUUUCUCAGCUACAGACGGUGGUGGAACCCUACAACAAGGUUCUGGGAUCUGAGAGAUCUACAGGAGAGCCAACAACACCCCAGGUCGAGUGGGUGUGGUUGAAAGUCAUCAAGCAAAAGUGGGCGGAGCCAAGGUUCACAGGACCGUACCAGGUGACAGAGAGGACAUCCCACGCAGUGAGGCUGAAGGGCAAAGGAGACACGUGGUUUCAUUGGAGCCAGUGCGCCGAGGCACCGGAACCAGGGAGACCCCUGGAGGAGAUUGGAGAAAACACAGCUUCAUCACAAGGGGCAGAAUAAUCCCCUCAGCUGUGUCAGACAACUAGGCAGUCUACCUUAGUUGUUGAAGAAAGAAGUCCAACAGACACCAGCGCACAAGAUGUCACCUGUAUAAGGGACCAACGAACAGCGAGACUGCGCCACCCGGAGGACGAAAGGACGAGAGAAAACAAAAAAAAACAAAAAAAUAACAUUUUCAAUUUAUGGUUUUUACUUAACAAAAGUUAUAUUUUAUAUGUUUUUGCAUUUUUACUCUUUUAUUAUAUUCAUCUAUUGUUGUGCUUACUGUUCAGGGGCCAUAAGGAUUGUAGUGAUUGAACCCAGGCAUUGUUU